Messenger RNA from Puccinia triticina, 966 nucleotides. RefSeq lists its product as uncharacterized. The transcript has a single exon. NCBI's taxonomy places the organism in Eukaryota, Fungi, Basidiomycota, Pucciniomycetes, Pucciniales, Pucciniaceae. The record is from RefSeq and is a predicted model, not a curated record. Gene Ontology annotation, molecular function: zinc ion binding. Bases 1 to 966 code for a protein of 321 amino acids.
AUGUACAAAGCACAGUUUGUUGUCUCUUCUUUUUCGGCCCCGGGCUCCCAGUUUUAUCACGUUAACUUCAAGCCGGCAGUCGGACUUUCAAAAGCGCAACUGCUGAACUGUACCUGCGACCAUUUCACUCGGGUUGGCAGUGGUUGCUUACACAUGUAUUACCUGGCCCGAGAGUACCGCAUGUUGGUUGUCGAGGAGGCACCUAGUAACCAACACCCCAUCGAUCCAAUCUAUGUUGAGAGUGAUACGGACGUUGAAGUCGUAUCAAAUGGGCGACCGAGACCCAAGAGACGAAAUUCUCUCGUAUUUUCACCUCGAGAGUCGAUUGUUUCGAAGCGUGGCUGCUUUGACGCGCCAUCCAUCCCUGCUUUCAGCACAUCGCACCCGAACCUUUGUCCUCCACAGAUUGAAAUGCCAACGGCCGGUACCAGUAACGGUGCUUACUCCAUCAAUGUCCUAUCACACUCAUCCAGCCCCAACGUCAGUCCAGCUAUCGCCAAGAAACCUCAUUUCAGCGGCAAUGUUGGAAAGGCACUUAACUCUUUGAUGAUGAUUCUCAAACAAGCGAUUGAAGGGAUGAAGACGAAGAAGGCAAGACAGGCAAUGGCCGAUGUCACACCACCGGCGACAAUGAAUCACUUUCAACUCAUAUGCAAUACCCUUCUGCGCCUGGUUGAAGAGCGGUCACAGGGUCAUCCCCACACGCUGCCGCCGGUUUUUUUGGGGAUGGGAGAUACUUUGCGCUUGAGUAAUGCGGAGCUUUGGGUCAUUAUCAGUGAGAUGCAGGGAGUCGCGCUGGCUGCACUGAAGAAGACACUUGGGUUGCUAAAGGUCGACAAGCACUCGAAGGCGUUUGUGGCGAAUUCAAACGAGCUUUCGGUAGCGUCUUUCAAAGAGCGAUGCUAUGAAGUGGUUGGGUUACUUGAGGAGGCAAAGGUUCUAGCUGCAAGGGUACAGGUGCGAUAG